Molecule: messenger RNA, 2515 nt
Organism: Drosophila ficusphila
Lineage: Eukaryota; Metazoa; Arthropoda; Insecta; Diptera; Drosophilidae
Product: transducin beta-like protein 3
Exons: 2
Coding region: 82-2445 (787 amino acids)
Biological process (GO): endonucleolytic cleavage in 5'-ETS of tricistronic rRNA transcript (SSU-rRNA, 5.8S rRNA, LSU-rRNA); endonucleolytic cleavage to generate mature 5'-end of SSU-rRNA from (SSU-rRNA, 5.8S rRNA, LSU-rRNA)
Cellular component (GO): small-subunit processome; 90S preribosome; nucleolus
Molecular function (GO): U3 snoRNA binding; protein binding
Source: RefSeq, a predicted model, not a curated record
CAUUUUGAACUAGUUCCUUUUUUUUAGCUACAACCCGCGGCGCACGCGGUUUUUGUAUUUAUAAACAACGAAAAUAAAAUCAUGCUGGCGAAUAUAAGCGAGAAAAGCUAUGCUGCAGAGGCGCGCUACACGAACUUCUAUGCAGGUGGCGACAUUGCCUGGAGCGCGGAUGGCCAGCUCUUUUACUGCUUGAACGGAGCCGUUGUCAACCAAGUGGAUGUGCAAACUUCUCAGAUCCUGUGCAGUUUCGGAACAUCCUCCGGGUCUACCGAAAAUAAACGGACGGCUGAGGUUGACAACAUUGAGGUAGAGGAGGACACCAUCACUUGCUUUGGGCUGUCGCAGGAGCACUUGGUCACUGCGCACCGAAGUGGGCUCCUGAGGCUGUGGCAAUUGACCACCGGCAAGCUGGUGAAACUGUGGAAGGCUCAGCACAAAGGACCCGUCAUUCGGGUGGAGUUCAGUCCCUGCGGCCGCCUUAUUUGUUCAAGCGGCGGAGCGGACGCCACUCUGAGGCUAUGGGACUACUCUAACAACAGCUGCCUUGGCGCCCUGAAGGACUUCCCGGGUCCCGCUUGGCUCCUCGUCUUCCACCCCAAUGUUUUACGCAAGGAGAUCUUCGCCGCGGGAGCGGACAACACUGUCUAUGCCUGGAACUACGAGACCAAGACGCUGCUGCACAAGAUGCGGGGUCACCUUUCGCAGGUCACGGGCCUGAGCUUCAGGAGCACCGCAGCAGACUGCAAUGAGGUUGCGACCGUGAGCCGGGACAAGGUUCUGAUCGUCUGGCAGCUGGAGGAACAGUUGGAGAGCAAACAGCUAAAGGUUCUUCCCUUGUAUGACGAGCUGGAGGGACUAAUUUUCGUGAAUGAGGGACGCCAGAUUAUCGUGGCCAGUGGAGCGGGCAAGCUGCAACAGGUGGAUGCCCAGACCUGGAAAAUCAGGGAGAUUCUCUCUCAGUCUGACUUCCAGAUCAGCCGAUUGCUGCACUGCAGAGAACUAAACCAGCUCGCCCUGGUCACCACGGAGCAGAACAUCCUUGUCUUCGACGCCGCGAGCCUGACACCCGUUAAGCACUUGGUGGGCUACAACGACGAGAUCCUGGACAUGUGCUUCAUGGGCGAUAACGACCGCUACCUGGCCGUGGCCACCAACAGCAAGCACUUUAAGCUUUACGACACGGAACACGAUAUGAAUUGCAAGCUGAUCGUGGGCCACUCGGAUACGGUCAUGUCGUUGGCUGCCUCCCAGAAUUUGCUCAUUUCGGUGGGAAAGGACUGCAGCAUCCGGCUGUGGAGGCUCCAGCACGACAGGGACUGCUCGCUGGAGGCCCUGGCAGAGCAGGCGAACUGCCACACGUCCACCAUUGGGUGCGUGGCCAUGACGCACAACGGAGCCACCGGCUUUGCCUCCGUGAGCCAAGAUGGCAGCAUGAAGGUGUGGCAGCUGGCCAGGGACAAGGCGGAUCGCAACUCGUACUCCUUCAACCUGCGCUACGCAGCGCUCUCCCACGACAAGGAGGUGAACUGUGUGGCCUAUGCCCCGAACAACAAACUGCUAGCCACCGCUUCGCAGGACAAGACGGCCAAGGUUUGGCUAGCGGAUUCCAAUUCGCUGCAAGGCGUGCUGAGGGGUCAUACCCGCGGAGUGUGGAGUGUGCGCUUCUCGCCAGUGGACCAAAUCGUUCUCACCUCUUCCUCGGACUGCAGUCUUCGCCUUUGGUCGAUUAGCAACUUUGCCUGCAUAAAGCGCUUCGACCAGGAGUGCACUAUACUGAGAGCCGAGUUUCUAGACCACGGGAAGUUCAUUCUCUCCGCUGCUUCGGACGGUCUGCUCAAGCUGUGGAACAUCAAGACCAGUACAUGCCUGCAGUCCCUGGACGAGCACAACGACCGCGUUUGGGCUCUGGCGGUCUCCGGCAGGAGCAACCGUUUCUUCUACACCGGAGGAGCCGACUCCAAGUUAAUUCGCUUCGGCGACGUUACGCAGGCGACGCGCAACGAGGCGCUGGAUCAGCGGCAGGCUGUCCUGGAGCAGGAGCAGACCCUCCACUCCCUCCUGCACGCCCAGAAGCACCUGCAUAAGGCAUUUGUGCUGGCCUUGAACCUGAACAAGCCGAAGGCCAGCUUCGACAUCAUCAACCAAUUUGUCCGCGAGCGGGAUGAGCCCGGUCUUCGCCAAUUGGUGGAGCAGUUGAACGUGGACCAGCGUGUGGCACUGCUGCAGCACGUCAAGGCGUGGACCACCAACUCGCGACACUCGCAGGUGGGCAACCUGAUCCUGAAGCACUUGAUCGGCGACGCUUUGCAGGAUCCCAAGGCGCGGUUUUACAAUAACGGCAACAUGGUUGAGGUGCUCACACCCUACGUCCAGAGGCACUUCAAAAGGGUCACCGAGCUGAACAAGGAGCUGGCCUUCCUGGAGUUUAUUGUCAAGUGCAUGUAGACUAGAGCACUGCAGUAAUAUAGUUGAGUUAAAUUAGUUAUACGAAAAUAAAACGUACAAUCUAAUUGUU